Pieris macdunnoughi is the source of this 573-nucleotide messenger RNA. The record is from the annotation of a GenBank genome assembly. NCBI's taxonomy places the organism in Eukaryota, Metazoa, Arthropoda, Insecta, Lepidoptera, Pieridae.
AUGCCUGAGAUAGCGGAAAGGGUUCCAGAAAAUGGUUCAGAUUGUGAUGUAGAUAGAAAUGAAAAUAGUAUGGAUAGUACAGUGGGUUCAGAUUCGGAGAAAUUAAAAAAGAAGAGAAAGCGCGGAAUAAUUUAUCUCUCUACAAUCCCUCCUUACAUGAAUGUUGCUAAAAUAAGAGAAAUUUUUAGUGAGUUUGGUGAAAUAGGAAGGAUUUACUUACAAUCAAGUGCAAAACCUGGAGAAAAACGAAAACGCGUACCUAAUCAGUUUACGGAGGGCUGGGUGGAAUUUAAGAAGAAAAAAAUUGCCAAAAGCGUUGCCGCUAGUUUAAAUAAUACGCAAAUAGGAACUAGGAAGAAAUCACGGUAUUAUGAUAUGAUAUGGAACAUCAAGUAUAUUCCUAGAUUCAAGUGGGUUCAUUUAAGUGAAAGGCUAGCUUAUGAGAAGGCAGCUAUGAAACAGAGACUCAGGGCUGAAAUAUCUCAAGCGAAGAGGGAAGCUCACUAUCUGCAAAGCAAUGUAGAAAAGAGUAAAAAGAUUAAAAACAAGAAAGCUGUUGCUAAUAAUUCUUAA